AUGGCGCCGAUUCCAGUCCACACGGCUUCCGCCAUCAACACAAACCUCCCUUCGCACGCGCUCGGGACCUCCCCCAGCACUGCUGGCGCUCGAUACACACCUUCUACUGCAGAAUCACGUCCGAGUUCCACAGAGCCCGCCCUGGGUGCAUCUCCAUCGCAGCCUGCGCGAGCAGCCGUUCCUCAUCCCACAAACACGGCGGCCAGCACGCACAACAGCAGAUGCAACCCGACACCAACCGCGCCGCUGCAGCCAGCUAGUCUGGCCACAUCCGAGAACACUCCUCCACCACCGCAGCCGGGCGCCGUUCCGUCGCCGUACUCCAUCAGUCCCACCCCUCGAGCGUCCGCGCCGGCUUCACCACGUUGUCUCAACAUUCCUCAACCGAGUGCGUAUGCAUCUCCCGACGCUUCGCCACCGCGCGUGACGGCUGCCCCAACACAAGCGCAAACACCCACCCACUCACGUCCUCUCCCUAUCCACCCUGCCACCUACCACAGCACAGUCUGCACGCCCGUACGCUCGGUCCCUUCCGCAGGUGUCACCUCCAUUUCCACAAGCCCAAGCUACAACUACACAUCGCCAACCUACUCCCUCCCAAAAGUGCCGGAAGCGCAAGAUCUCUCGCACCCUCCCGGCUACCAACAGGAUCACCACUCCUCCUUUGACGACAAGCCGAUCGAAUCUUGCCAAGAGACGGAUUACAGAGCCACGCUUUCUCCCAUGUCAGCGACGAGAAGAGGAGCCGGAAUAUUAGACCUGGAAUGGACAUUUGGGUCACCCAACGGGAGCGCCGAUGGUGACAACACGGUAGUGCAGACUGCCAUGUCAUGGGCACGAGCCGCAGGGAAGAGACUCAGCAUGACAGAGAAGCAAAUCUGGAAGACCAUCAACGGGGAGGAAGAUGGAAGAUAG
Cladophialophora carrionii CBS 160.54 is the source of this 915-nucleotide messenger RNA. RefSeq lists its product as uncharacterized. The transcript has a single exon. The record is from RefSeq and is a predicted model, not a curated record. The coding region runs from base 1 to 915 and encodes 304 amino acids. NCBI's taxonomy places the organism in Eukaryota, Fungi, Ascomycota, Eurotiomycetes, Chaetothyriales, Herpotrichiellaceae.